Molecule: messenger RNA, 6114 nt
Organism: Cladocopium goreaui
Lineage: Eukaryota; Dinophyceae; Suessiales; Symbiodiniaceae
Source: the annotation of a GenBank genome assembly
AUGCAACUACAUUCUGGAGACUUCACGGUUCGAAUUCUUCAAGGUUCUGGCACGCGCGACUGGCAUUUCGUGUUGCUUUCGUGCGGAGAGGUAGAGGCAGCAACUCUCAAGUUGGUCUUGGAGGCUGAAAGGGGUGCCCUGUCCAUCUUUGAGGCAAACAGCCAUUUCCAUAGUAGCAGCUGUCCGCAGACCGCUUCCAGCUGGUGGCUCGAAUCCAGGUUGUGGUCGGCAGACCCUGUGAAGAACCAAGCCAACCUCCGCAUGAUGCCGUUGCGAAAGGGCAUCCGCAUGAUGCGAAAAUGCAAGUUUAAGGAGCGCGGUGGCGGUGGCCCAGAAUCAGUCAGAUGGAGAUUGCGCGCUGAUACAGAAGGAGGUGAAAAAACCUGUGGCGCCCAGGAUUCCCUGCGUGAUCCAUCAAACUUGGAGAAACUCGGGGCUGAGUUGAGCCAGAAAUGGUGGCCCAAUUUAAGAAAUCAGAAGGUCGUGGGCAAACACAAGUGGUGGACCAAGACGUGGCGAACCAUGAACCCUGGCUGCGAAUACAAACUCUGGACCGAUGCAGAUCUAGAAGAACUGGCCCGGAGCAAAUCACCCGAUUUGAUUUGGCCCAUCUGGGGCGGCCUGACGAAGAUCGAAAAAGCCGACGCCUUCCGAUACCUGGUCCUUUGGGACCAGGGAGGCUACUAUGCUGAUCUGGAUGUGACCAGCCUGAAGCCCAUCGAAAAAUGGGAGGUACCGAAGGAGGCCAACAUGAUUGUGGGCUAUGAAUAUGGCCACCGCUACACGGAGGAUGCCAGGAUCGACAACACACUGGUGCGCACCGAGCAGUUUGAGAACUGGCUGAUGGCAUCUGCCCCAAAGAGUCCCGUGAUGUUCCGAUGCUUGCAGAUGGUGCGCGAGAAAUUCAACUGGAAAAUCCAGAACGCCUUGGAACUCACAGGUCCAGGGACAUUCAGUGAUGCCGUGCACGAAUUUCUGGAAAAGGAAUCCCAAAGCUCGGUGAAGAAUGAGGUUUCAUUUCGACAGAGCAGGGUCGAGUACAGAAGGGACUCGCACUACUUGAGCUAUCCCAGUGAGACAUUGUACGGGACCGGAGAUUGGAAGCUUUGGAUCCUGGCUGCUGGUAGGGUCAACCAGCUUCCCCAGGUGGCAGCAGAUGACCCCUCUGAGGCUCUGGAGCCCAUCGUCCAUCAUUACUUUGAGGGGACCUGGAAACCUGCGCACGGCGGCCGCAUCCGUUUUCUGGAGCGCUGCGAGGCUGAGAACGUUCAGCUGCAGCAGGAACUGCUGGAGAUGCGUGAUGUCCUGGAGGCGCAUCACUUGGACAAGGCCUUGAAGCAUGAGAAGGGCACCGCUCAAGUGGAUUUUGUGGGAGGUGCCAGUUUGGCGGAAGAGAUGGAAGAGCUGGCACAGAUGGAGGCAACUGAGGCAACCACCGAGGCUGCCCAGGGGACUCAAAAGACCAGGACCAAGAGCGUGCAGCUUGAGGUGGAGCCGGAUGCCGAAGUCGCUCCCAAGCGGAGUCGCCCAAAGUUGCGGAGGAGUAGCAGUAGCGUAGCAGCAAGCAAACUGGCAGCCUUGCAAGAAGAAUACGAAGAGAAGUUCGAGAAUCAGAGCCAACAGCUUCAAAGUGCGUUGGUCAACAAAGAGCGAAUUGAAAGGGAGAAACAGGAGGUGGGCUGCCCCGAUAUCCAUGGCAUUUGGCAACCACCAUGGGAUGCCAUGGGCCGGAAACUCUCGAAGCUCCUCCGUGUGGCCGUCGUCUUGGCGGUGUAUACAGUGGAGGCGGCGGUGGAAGACUUUGCCUGUGCCAGAGAUGGAUCCUUUAUCGAGGUGAUCCAAUACUUGGAGCAAGCAUUUGCUCAGCCCAGAGUUGUUCCUCCAAACCAGCGGAUUUUGGCAGGUUUAGAGCGUGUGGACGCCUACCUUGGGGCCUUCGGCUUCCGCGUUUCCGCCGGCGCCGUCGGCUGGCAGAACCUCUUCGAGGCUCUGCAGGGCUGUCCGCUGGUCUUCGUGGCGCUGGAGAUGGCGUAUGCGGUGGGGGCUUGGAAUGGAACGGAUGGUGUUGAGUACGGCCUUCGUGGUUUCUCUGGAUCUCUGGGUUUGCAAGGACAUAGUGCAAAAGCUCUCGCACUGGCCCGUUCCUGGCGAAGCUGGUUUGAGACAAAUCUUCAGAUCCAGGCACAGCUGGGCUGGAACUUUGUGCAGAUCUGCGAAGGAGUGCUGCAGUGGCCACAUUUGAACCAAAUGGCCCAAGUGGCACUGGCUGCUCUGAACUGUGAGCGGCCAGGGCCCACUUCCCUUGCUGAACUCCUCGGCUGUGCCUCGACUUCGACCACUUCGUUGCGCUGCGCGCGGCCGGUGGAUCCUGCGCUGGAAACCUUGGGCGCUUUCUGGGACCAGUUGCAGGAUGCCAUGGUGAUCUCACCCACUCUGCAGAUGCCGUAUGGCCCGGGUCAACCCUACCUUUUGCAGCUGAUCCUCGAAGAGCUGUCAACGAAGCCGUUGGGACGGGAGCUGUACCUGGAGUUUGGUGUCUUCCAGGGUGACAGUUUAAACUUCCUGGCACGCGGUCUGCACGAUGUGACACUCUAUGGCUUUGAUUCCUUCCGGGGCCUUCCAGCUGCUUGGCGGGAUGGCUCCGACAUUCCAGGCGCUUUGAGCUUCGGCGCCAGCAGUUUCGCAGUAGGUCAGUUACCUCAAGUGGAGGAGAACGUGAGGCUCAUUCCCGGCUGGUUCAAUGAGACCAUUCCCGCCUUUGUUGCGGCACUGGAGGCCACCGAAAGAAAGGACGUGACGAUUCGGCUCCUGCACAUUGAUUGCGACAUGUACAGUUCGGCCAUGGAGGUCUUAUUUGGUUUGGCCAAGUUCCUCCGUGCAGGAAACCUCUUGGUGUUUGACGAGUUGUUGAACUUUCCCUACUUUGAACGCGAGGAGCUUCGUGCGUUUUAUGAGUUCCUGCGACAGCAUCGCUGGAAGUAUCGCAUCGUUCACGCGCCCUGGUUCUUCCUGCCUUCCACUUCUGACUUCGCUGAACUCUACCAGAAGGACGGCCUCUCUGAGAUCGAUUUGCUUCAAGCAGUGGCGGUGGAACUCCUCUGUACUACGGUGUGUUGUGUUGAGCACUUUGGCAAAGAAAAGCAGGCCAUCGAUGCUUUACAGAAACAAAUCGAAGAGUUGAAGGGCCGGCUGCCCGAGACCGGUGGCGAUGCGCUGGCAGGGCUCUUCCAAAUGAUGUCACGAAUCAAGGAGCUGACAGCCGAAGCUUCCGAUGCGGUGCUGCUGGGCUUCUCCGCCCCGGAGGCCGCGGGCUACGCGGCAACGGCACCGCUGAAGGCGCUGCCGGAGCCGAAGGCGGAGGCCCUGAAGUUCAACAGCAGCAUGGCCUCCAGCACUGUGCGAAGCCGGCUGCAGGAGAGGCGAUCGAAGAAGCUGCCGGAGAAGGAGGAGAAGGAGGAGAACGAGGAGAAGGAGGAGAAGGAGGAGAAGGAGGAGAAGGAGGCCAUUUUGACCGAUUUGGAGUCCUUGGAGGGCACGGAGAUCCGUGGGUUUUGGCCUCAGCUGGGAAAUCUGGUGGAAGAGAGGAUCUCCUUCCGAGCGCCACAAUGGUUGCCCGAUCCCAGCGGGAGGGGCCAUGGACGAUGGUUGGUGCCUCGUGACAACCCAUCCUCCCCUCGCGUGUCUUUGGCCCUGGUUGACCCGGAAACCAACGAAGCUGAGAUUCUCUGUGAGAACUUACCUCCAGAGGCGCAUUUCACUGCGACUCCCAGCUGGGUUGCCUGGUGUGGUCUGCACGAUGAACACGGGCAUGGCGGGGUCUUUGCGCGCCGCAUCCAUCCCAAACUUGGUCCACCUUUUACAGCUUUCACUCAUCCCAAUCGAGUGGAGGGCAUGACAUGGGGCGGCUCACGCUUGGCCUUGCUGGUGCAUGCGCCCAACUGCUUGGUUUGGACGGUUUGGGAUGCAGAGCUGGCUGAGACCAGAAGUAGUGGCUGCCUCACGGUGGCCCCCGUGGGCUUUGUGCCCAACCGUGUCUUUUCGGGACGGGUGCUGCCAUUCUUCGACCAGUUCGAACGUCGCUUGCGCUUUUGGAAUCCAGGCAAUGAUGCACUGGUGUACGCCGACGCCGAAUCUGAGGCGUGUGAUGGAAGUUUUGGUUGCCAUCUCGUUGCCAUCUCGUAUGGGUGCAGAGCUUUCCCCGCGAGUCGUGCCUCGGUGGUCAAGGAAAAGAUUCAUCGGGAGAUCAUGGGAGAUCAACAUGGCAAUGGCAUCAUGGACUUUUUCGAAAUCAUGGUCGCUCUUGCAACGAUCAACGCCUCAUCCCCUGAGCUCUUUGUUCGGGGGCGAGGAGCUCAGAGUUGCACCUCCACGGGUCAGGACUUUGCUGCUUGGCGCGAUCUUGGCCAUCUUGGAGCCAUGUCACAUGUGGAUCCCAAGGUGAACUACGAGUGUUGCAGCGAGGAUGCAUUACUGGAUGAUGGCCGGGGGCAGAUCUAUCAGAAGUAUGUCGGACCUGGAAAGGGCGCAACUUGGAGGAAUUUCAGCCUCAAGCGAACUAAGGCCUACACAAGAGUGGACGACUACGUCCAUGUAGGACAGGGUCGAGGAGACUAUGACUGGGAGCGCGUCAGAAUGCCCUGGUACAGGUGGUGCCUGUGGGCCAGCUGCGGAUGUUUCCUUUUGAGCCUCAUCAUUGCGGCCAUCGUCUUUGCCGUAGAGCAUCACCAGCAGGUAGGAGCCGAUGAGGGUGCACGUUACAACUGCUACACGGCCGCCGGUAGCUUGCCACCACCGGGGGCCAAGAUCAUCGAGCUCUGGUCCAAUCCGCACAAGAUUUGGUGCUGUGAAAACAUGGGCGUGGCUUGUGCCACCUCGAGCACCACUCAGAUGCCGACCACCUGGAUCAUGGUCCCUGUGCCCGACUUCAAGGAGGGGCUGAAGGGGGUGCCGGCCAUUGCCGGAGCACCUGAUGGGGUGGUUCCCUUUGCAGUGACCUUCCACUGCCACGUGGGCAUGCCGAGUGGCUGGUCGCAGGAGCAGCAGGAUUUCUGCUGCAAACACGUGAGCAUCGGCUGCAAGAUGGAGGUCCCACCGGAACCCAACUGUGAGCUGUUGCAGGGACUGGAGGAUGCUGCGGUGGAGGAGCAGGCGGCCAUCGCCGGCGAACUUAGGAAGUCGGUUUCGAACUGCCCAAACUCAACGGAGGGAGGUGAUGUCGAAGAGCCUUCAUUGGAUGCGUCUUUGCACCUCUCAGAGUUGGUGGCGUCACUUGACCGUGCGAAGACCAGCGCAAAACCGGGGACCUUUGAGCUGUUGGACACGGAAGUGCGCUUGCGCACCAACGACGUCAGCUGGCAUUUUCAUUGCGUGGAGGUGAAGCUGGAGGCCGAUCGGCUCAUGGCAUACGUGGAGGAAACUUCCAGGGAGCAUGGACGACAGGGUUUGGAUGAAGUGCCAUGUGCCCUGCAGUGGGCGCAAAAUUCCACCACCAUUUUCCUGGGCGUCAAAUACGCGUCGCGCUGGUCAGCCCCGGGUGCUAUUGAAGUGGCAGACGUGGGGGUGAACAUCACCGACACGAACUUUUCACUGGCUGCGUUUGGGCACCAUUCCUCCAUCAGAAAGAGAUAUGUGGUCGACCUGCCUCUUUUCGCUCCAAUUGUGCCAGACAGCAGUAGCUGGUCCAGUGCUUCGGUGGGCCGCGCCACCGCGACCUUGCAGAAACAGACCCCUGAGAAGUGGCCAAAGCUCACAGGGGCCAAGAGCAAACAUCCAGUGACCACCUGGUUGGAUAUGGAGGAGCGCUGGUCGGAUGAGUUGAACAGUUUCGCUCGCGAUCGCCGGGAGAAGAAGAAGGCGCCUGCGUCCCCCACGUCGCCCGUCGGCGAAGCGAACGAAGCGAAGCGGCUCCAGAUCUCCUGGCGGAAGAAGGUGCAACGAUGGUGGAAGAAACUGCCCAAGCCGUUGCGGAAAGUUGCUCCAUGGUUGCUACUGGGGGUGGGAUCGUUUCUGACUGGCUAUGCCAUCUUCAUUCUGUGCACCAGGGAUGUGGCUGCUGAGAAGCCAAGUGAACCCACCUGCAAGCUGGAUGAAGUGCCUGACACCUGGGACAAAUAA